AUGGUGUUUUGUAGUGGAUCUCAUAAACCUAUUCAAAGGAAAAUAGUCAUUUUGGGUGAUGGUGCUUGUGGUAAGACCUCUUUACUGAACGUGUUCACUAGAGGGUAUUUUCCUCAGGUCUACGAACCAACAGUGUUUGAGAAUUAUAUCCAUGAUAUCUUCAUUGACAGGAAGCAAUUGCAGCUCUCGUUGUGGGAUACUGCCGGCCAAGAAGAAUUCGACCGAUUGAGAUCACUAAGUUACACGGAUACUGAUACGAUUAUGCUCUGUUUCUCCAUUGAUUCCUACGAUUCUCUGGAAAACGUUGAAAACAAAUGGGUGGGUGAAAUCCUGGAACAUUGUCAAGGAGUCAAGUUGGUUUUGGUAGCAUUGAAAUGCGACUUGAGAAACACGGAGGAUGGUGAUACCCAGACACAAUCAGGAUUCCCACAACAACAGGACCAAGAUGAUUCACAACAAAAUCAACAACUAUCACAACAAAACAACCUAUCCUCUGAUAAUGGUGGCAUUCAAUCGUCUAGUAAAGGCCGUUCACUGGUCACUUAUGAAAAGGGUCUAGCGGUGGCAAAGAGAAUCGGGGCUUUGAGAUACUUGGAAUGCUCAGCCAUGAAAGGCCGCGGAGUCAAUGAAGUGUUUACAGAAGCUGCUCGCUGUGCGCUGAGUGUCAAGCAUGAGGAGGACAAUAAAACCAGCUGUACAAUAAUGUAA
Komagataella phaffii GS115 is the source of this 708-nucleotide messenger RNA. RefSeq lists its product as uncharacterized. The coding region runs from base 1 to 708 and encodes 235 amino acids. The transcript is spliced from 2 exons. Gene Ontology annotation, biological process: small GTPase-mediated signal transduction. Lineage: Eukaryota; Fungi; Ascomycota; Pichiomycetes; Pichiales; Pichiaceae. Gene Ontology annotation, molecular function: GTP binding; GTPase activity. The record is from RefSeq and is a predicted model, not a curated record.